UUCAUAGUCGGAGCUCAGCUGAACGCUACACAGCUGGUAGUCUGACUUUAGAUUUGUAGUAGUUACAGUAGAGAAUCGCACGGUUUUUGAUUUUUGAGCACAAUUUUUUGGUGAGAGUGUUGAAGAGGUAUUCAAGCGCCUUCAUCUCCCUCAAUUCGCACGUCGGACGAAGCUUGACACUCGGUCUGAAAACGCUGCCUGCCAGUGACUACAGUCCCAGUUAUUUUUGUGUUGAGAAAUAAGGGGACGCUAAGCUCAAGACGCGUCAGUGGAGCAUUUUACUGGUAAAAAAGUUCCAGUUAUAUAUCUUCCGUUGGAGAAAUAAGGGAACUUGUGGAUCACACACGAUGUCUCAGAUGGCAGUUUUACCCCCUCCCCCAAGGAAGACAGAGAUGACGUUCUGGUCCCGGUAUGACCCCGUGGCCGUCAGACCCAAGGGAAACACAGACCACUGGGCCAAGAUGAAACUACGGGCGCUAUCAUACUCUGCCCCAGCAGGAGUGAGGAGAAUGGACAUAGGACCUACUUGGAGUAUGCCGCAACAGAGUGAUCAAGUCACUUUAAGGUCAACAGACGAUUACCUGAAGUUCAUACGCAAUGACGAUGCUUGGAAUCGCGAGUCGGCAGGUCACGGACAGGUGCGCUUCCGGUUUGAGGCCGACGGCACGGUGUCCCAAAUACCAAAGGAACAACGAUUUGACGAUAUACUUGCCCAACAUCUCGGCGGUAACUUGCCAGGAAGCUAUAACAAGCGCCCAAAAAGCCUGACAUAUAAAGAAAAACUACACACAACGUUCAACCAGAGAGCAAAGGAAGGGUUCCAGUACUGGUUGAUAAAGAGGCCAGAGCCAACGAAAUUUGGAAGAUACGGUAUCGGCUCAUACAAAACAGUACUAGGAAUUGGCAACGCGCCAAGAACAUAAUCGCUCUCAUCCCUCCAUUGGAACACUUUCGCAAAAGAAACCCACCACCAAAAUCCCGGAAUACUAGCAUCACUAAACCAGUGGGCAGCAGCACCAGGCGGCCUAGCGUAGACCUCUCAGACCGCCCCGAUUGGAGCUAAUCUGGCCCGGGACAUGUAUAAUCAUGUGGUCGAAGAAACAGAUCAAUGUGCUUCUAGUAGGGCUGUAACGAGACUGAGUGAGAGAAGGGUGGAUUUAAUUUUGG
Molecule: messenger RNA, 1167 nt
Organism: Lingula anatina
Lineage: Eukaryota; Metazoa; Brachiopoda; Lingulata; Lingulida; Lingulidae
Source: RefSeq, a predicted model, not a curated record